GACCCAAAAUUUCUCUACCAAAUGUAACUCACCAUAAUUUGCUUCCUUAAUUUUCCAAUACUGAUUCACUGUAUCCGGACACUUGUGAAUCCUGACAGAAUCACGACUAAAUUUUCAUAGGAAAAAAGCAACAUUUGAUCAAAAUCCCGUUUCUCACCUGUACCAAAUUUAAUUCAAUACAAACACUUUAUUCUGUAUCUAUAUCUAUCUAUACAUAUAUAUAACUCUAAUAACUAUAUAUUAUAUCGAUGAGUUACAAGUUACUUGACACCAAAGAUCCUUCCAGUUUGCCAUCAUCAUCAAUGGAGGAGGAUUUAGCGACUAAUGGAAGCGUUGAUUUUAGAGGCAGAGUUGCUAAUAAACGCAUCACCGGUGGCUGGAAAGCCUCCCCCUUCAUCAUCGCAAAUGAGGCGGCCGAGAGGUUGUCCGCGUUCACAGUGUCAGCGAGUUUAGUGUUGUAUUUAACAAAGGAAAUGAAAGAAUCGUUGCCGGAUGCAGCAACGCAUGUAAGUGAUUGGGUUGGAGCUACAUAUUUGUUGAUGCUUUUGGGAGCUUUUCUUGCUGAUGCUUAUUUAGGCCGUUAUCUCACCGUUAUGUUCUCUUCCGCCGUUUACCUUAUUGGAAUGAUACUGCUGACCAUUUCAGCAUCAGUUAAAAGCUUACGCCCACCUCCAUGCACCGAAAACCAAAACUGCCCGUCUGCAACACCGGGCCAAUCAGCCUUCCUUUACUCUUCCCUAGCGUUAGUAGCCCUAGGAACGGGCGGUGUCAAACCCAACAUACCUUCUUUUGGUGCUGACCAACAUGAUGAAAAUGAUGAAAAAGAACUAUCCUACAAAUACACGUUUUUUAACUUCUUUUUCUUAUCUAUCAAAGUUGGUGCUCUGCUAGGACUCACUGUGAUGGUAUAUAUAGAACAGGAGAAAGGAUAUGCGUGGGGUUUUGGGCUUCCGACUGCAAUCAUGUUUGCAUCGGUUGUGAUUUUGGCAGCUGGGUUCCCAAAGUAUCGGUAUAAGAAGCCGAUGGGAAGUAUUUUUACUAGAUUUAUUCAGGUUAUUGUAGCUUCUGUUAGAAACCAUUCUAGAGGUGUUAAAGUAACCCCUGAAACUAAGCUUUAUGAGGUUUCUACUGAAGAAUCUGAUAUUGUGGGUGCAAGAAAGCUCUCUCAUACUCCUGAGUUCAGAUUUUUGGACAAAGCAGCAGUGAUGGAAGAUCCUGAGUUAACUGAAAUAAAUGAUAGAUGGAAACUAUGCACUGUGACACAAGUAGAAGAACUGAAGACCUUUUUACGAGUCUUCCCGGUAUGGGCCUCAACAAUAGCCCUUUCCCUCUCAUUGGCCCAACAAUCAACCUUUUUUCUUGCCCAAUCCAAAAUCUUGGACCGACACCUUGGCCCAAACUUCAUGAUCCCUCCAGGCUCAAUGCAAGUUUUUGCAGUCAUAAACGCAUUUGUCACUGUUCCCAUUUACGAAAAAUUAGUUGUUCCAGUCCUCCAAAAGACAACUAACCAUCAUCGUGGCUUCACAGCCUUGCAACGAAUGGGCAUUGGUCUGUUCAUAUCCAUAUUUUCCCUUGCUUCUGCUGCAGCAGUAGAACACAUGCGUAGGACUCACUACCCCUCUGGUCUAUCCGUGUUCUGGUUGGUCCCACAGUUUUUUAUUUUGGGUGGGGCCGAGUCAUUCACUUAUGUUGGACAAUUGGAGUUUUUUUAUGAUGAAGCUACUGAUGGUAUGAAAAGUGUUUGUGGGGCAUUGUUUUUAAGCGAGAUUGGGAUAGGAAGCUGGGUGAACAGCGCACUUGUUAAGAUCGUUGAGAAGGCAACGGGAACGGGACAUAAUGGAUGGUUAAGAGAUGAUCUUAACGAGAGUAAACUCGACUAUUAUUAUUUAAUAUUGUCAGGGAUAAGUACAGUCAACUUGUUUGUUUACAUAUGGGUGGCUAGAAGAUACAAAGGUCGACAUCAAGCCUAAUAUGUGUGACCGAAACAUUAUAAAUAUGAUUGGUCUAUAUACAUGAGAAUAUGUUGUAAUGUUUGAAAUCAUGUCUAAGGUGUAUUGCCUUCUAAGAAGUUGCAUCA
Molecule: messenger RNA, 2077 nt
Organism: Erigeron canadensis
Lineage: Eukaryota; Viridiplantae; Streptophyta; Magnoliopsida; Asterales; Asteraceae
Product: protein NRT1/ PTR FAMILY 8.3-like
Exons: 4
Coding region: 249-1970 (573 amino acids)
Biological process (GO): oligopeptide transport; transmembrane transport
Cellular component (GO): membrane
Molecular function (GO): transmembrane transporter activity
Source: RefSeq, a predicted model, not a curated record